This is a messenger RNA of Ochotona princeps (American pika), 1597 nucleotides long. RefSeq names its product coiled-coil domain containing 97 (gene CCDC97). The record is from RefSeq and is a predicted model, not a curated record. The transcript has 5 exons. The coding region runs from base 63 to 1070 and encodes 335 amino acids. NCBI's taxonomy places the organism in Eukaryota, Metazoa, Chordata, Mammalia, Lagomorpha, Ochotonidae.
GCGGGCCGGGACUGAGUUUCGGAGCCCUCGGCGGCCGUUGCUAAGUCGGAGAGAAAGGCGCGAUGGAGGCCGUGGCGACCGCGGCGGCGGCGUCGGGACCGGAUGAGGGCUGCACGGAGCCCAGACCUGGGCACUGGGGGGAGCUGAGCCCCCAAAAGAAGACGGAAGCAGUGGAGGGCGAGUCAGGGAGCGUGGAGAGUGACACCCCUGCAGCCGAGCACCCGGCAGUGAGUGCCAUGCUGCGUGCCGUGGCUGCCAGCCCCCUGCCCGUGUGUAGCCAGCAGCAGGGCGAGCCUGACCUGACUGAGCGGGAGAAGGUUGCCAUCCUGCGGCAGCUGUACCAUGAGAAGCCACUUGUGUUCCUGGAACGCUUCCGCACCGGGCUCCGUGAGGAACACCUGACCUGCUUUAGCCACCUGCGUGGGGAUCACCGUGCAGACUUCUACUGUGCCGAAGUGGCCCGGCAGGGCAGUGCCCGGCCCCGUACCCUGCGUACCCGCCUGCGGAACCGGCGCUACGCUGCCCUGCGUGAGCUCAUCCAAGCGGGGGAGUACUUCAGCGACGAGCAGAUGCGGCUCCGGGCCCCACUGCUGUACGAGCAGUACAUCGGGCAGUACCUCAGCCAGGAAGAACUCAGCGCCCGUGCCCCAAUCCAGCCCCCCAAGCCCGGCGCCCCCGGCACUCCUGCCUGCCCGCUCUCCGAUCUGCUGCUCCAGUCCUACCAGGAGCGGGAGCUGCAGCAGCGACUGCUCCAGCAGCAGGAGGAAGAGGAGGCCUGCUUGGAGGAGGAGGAAGAGGAGGAGGACAGUGAUGAGGAAGAUGAGCGGUCUGGCAAAGACUCGGAGGCCUGGGUCCCUGACUCGGAGGAGAGGCUGAUCCUGCGGGAGGAGUUCACCAGCCGCAUGCACCAGCGCUUCCUGGAUGGCAAAGAUGGCGACUUUGACUACAGCACCGUGGAUGACAACCCUGACCUGGACAACCUGGACAUUGUGGCCCGGGACGAGGAGGAGCGCUAUUUUGACGAGGAGGAGCCUGAGGAUGCCCCCAGCCCCGAACCAGACGGCGACUGAUAGCUACCACCCUCCCCUGCCCAGCAGAGCCACUGCUGCGGGCCAGGCCCGGUGACUACAGGGGAGCCAGCGCUCCCAUCUGCUGGUGCCUCUGAUCUGGCCCACCCCUUCUGUUUCUGGAUCCCCUUCUCUCCUUCCUCCCCUCUCCCAGGCUGUGUGUGUGUGUGUCUCCCCUUUUGUCCCUCUCUGUCUUGGGCCCAUUGUGCAAGACCUCCCCAUGACAGCCAGCAUGGCUCUUCGGGGCGUGUCCGUGUCACUGCCAGUUUCAUCUCUUGGCCCAUGCUUCCUGCCCGUGGUUUCCGUUUUUCCCCAGUCACGGUGUCUUUCCCUUAUCUCCCCCCACCCCAAGCCCUCUGCUCCCCCAGCCCUGGCUGUCAGGGCACAGGCCUGGCACAUGCCCUUGUCUCCCUCAGGACCCAGGCUGGUAAGAAGUUGGGCAGGCCUGGGGGGGCCUGCCAGCUUGGGAGGGAGGGGAGAGUCCCCCUUCCCAGCCCCAGCAGCCCCACUCUGCCCAGCCACAAUUUUCC